CCUACAUCUUCCCCAUUUCAGGUGAGUGCGUGUAGAAUUCAGUAGAGGCAAUGCCAACAGAGAAAGGAUUGGUGGAUUUCAUCUUCUCUUGGUCCAUCCAAGAUGUAUUCAACGACGAUCUCUUCAAAGGAGAGGUGAAAAAGAUCCCAGAUAAAUUUCAAUCCGUAGAGCAGUAUUGUGGAUCGUUCAUUUUUCCUUUGAUUGAGGAAACACGGUCCGACCUAUGUUCGAGUAUGGAGGUUCUCUCUAAAGCACCAGUCUAUAAAAUACAAUUAGUUGGGGUAUCUAGUUGUAAGGAUGUGUAUGGCAUUUCCAUGGAACCUUUCAAAAACGUUUUGGAUAAGGGAGGAAAAGAAACUUCCGUUCCAAAGACAGGAGAUAUCUAUGCUUUGUGCAAUGUGGUACCUUCAAGAGUUGCUGAUCUAAACUGUGGUGGGAGAUCCUACACUCUUGGUUUAGUUACUGAGAAUAAAGAUGCUGAAAGUGGACCACCAUUUGAAGUUCAAGCCAUGGUAUCGAAGGAGGUUGUGGCUCCAGACGGAAAGGAUAAACCUCUUUUUGCUGUUUUCUUGAUCAAUAUUACGACAAACAAUCGUAUCUGGAUGGCCUUGAAUGCACCCUGUAGAAAUUCCAAUGUCAUAAAGGAAGCAUUGUGCACCAAUUCUUCAGUUGGGGGAAGUUGCAAAAACUGUUCUUCUGGAGAAUUUGGACAGAAUAUUGAAGUUUUUUUGCAAAUAAUUCGGUCCAGUUUAUGCUCAUUCGAUCUGAAUGAGUCACAAACCAGAGCUGUAUUAAGUUCUAUAGCAGCAAAGCAAUGCAAGCAUAUGCAUUCAAUUCAACUAAUCUGGGGCCCACCGGGGACUGGAAAGACGAAAACAGUCAGUACAAUGCUACUGGCACUUCUAGCAUUGAAAUGCAGGAUAGUUAUGUGCGCACCGACAAAUGUUGCUGUCUUAGAAGUGGCCUCGCGUCUCCUGAGGUUGUUGAGAGAGUCAUGUCCUAUUGACCUAUGCCCAUUGGGAGACAUACUUUUAAUGGGAAAUAAGGACCGGAUGAAAAUUACUGACGAUCUCAAAGAUAUUUUUCUGAAUCACCGCAUCGAUAAGCUUUUGAAGUGCUUAUUUGGUUGGAGAGAUAAGCUAGAGUUAAUGAUACAAUUUCUCAAAGAUUAUGUUCCUCAGUAUGGAAUCUAUUUGGAAGAAAGGGCAAAGAAGGUUAAGACGGGUGCGGAUGCCUUGACAUUUCAGGAUUUUGUCAAGAGCCGAUUUGGUGGCGUUGCAUUUGGUGCCAUUGCAGAGUCACUGAAGAAUCAUAUUAGAAGCUUUUGUACUCACUUACCAUCAUCUUCACUUUCGAAAAAUAACUUUGAAAAGAUGGUUUCAGCUUUCAAGUUGAUUGAAUCCCUUGAAAGCUUGAUCUGUACUAAUAAUGUCGGCGACAAGGAGCUCAAGAAACUAUUUACGCAGUCCGAAAGAGAAAUUUUUUUAUGCAAGGCCCAAAAUGAGUGUCUUCAAAUUCUAACAGAUCUUCAAGAAAAUCUGAUUCCCCAAGUUCUCGAAGAAGAUUUGAUUCAAGAACCAAGAGAUCUUAAAGGAAAUUUUCAGUUUCCCGAUUUUUGGAAAAAAGAUUUGAUUCGAAAAUUUUGCUUGAAAAGUCCUACCCUCAUUUUUUGCACGGCUUCUAGUUCAUCUGCAUUGCAUCUUUUAAAUAGCAAACCAUUUGAGCUGGUGGUUAUCGAUGAAGCUGCUCAGUUGAAAGAAUGUGAGUCGUUGAUUCCAUUACAACUACCAGGUAUACAGCAUGCUAUUCUUGUCGGCGACGAGCGCCAAUUGCCUGCACUUGUUAAAAGCAAGGUUUCUGAGAAAGCUGGCUUUGGACGAAGCCUCUUUGAGAGGUUGAGUUCGUUGGGACAUAAGAAGCACCUUCUCAACGUUCAGUACAGAAUGCAUCCUUCCAUAAGUGCUUUCCCAAAUGCCAAUUUUUAUGGGAACCAGAUUUCCGAUGCUCCAAGUGUCAAGCAUAAAAUUCAUGAAAUGCGGUACCUUUCACAACGUAUGUAUGGUUCAUAUUCAUUUAUUAAUAUUGAUGAUGGAAGGGAGACAGUCAACAAAGGAACUAGUUGGAAGAAUAUGGUAGAGGUGGCUGUUGUUUUGCAAAUACUGAGAAACCUUUCAGAAGCAUCUGUUGCUUUGGGACAGAGGUUUAGGGUUGGUGUUGUGUCACCCUACAAUGCUCAAAUCGUUGAAAUUCAACAGAAACUAGGAAAAACAUAUAAAGCACACGGGGACUUUGUUGUGAAUGUCAAGUCCAUUGAUGGGUUUCAAGGUGGUGAAGAGGAUGUGAUCAUAAUGUCUACUGUCAGGUCAAACAGUAAGGGAUCAGUCGGUUUCCUUUCCAAUACUCAACGGACAAAUGUGGCUUUGACCAGGGCCAGGCACUGCCUUUGGAUUUUGGGGAAUGGGCAGACCUUAAUUAAAAGUGGUUCCAUCUGGAAGAAAAUAGUCCUUGAUGCGAAGCAUCGGGGAUGCUUCUUUAACGCUAAGGAGGAUGAGAGUUUGGCCGAAGAAAUCAUCCGUGCCAACAAACUUGAGGAGGACUUAUCAAGACAUUUUGCUUCUCUUAAUCUAGGCAAUGAACCUGGUGGUUCAGCUCGAGAGUUAAGGGGUAAGAUUUCACAUCUUAAGAGUCCCAAAAGAACUGACCCCAUGGAGGGAUUAUCAAGUAACUUAGCUUCGCUCAAUCUAGGGGAGGAACAUGGUGAUUCAGCCACAGUUUCAAGAGAUUCUAAGAAAACUCAAGAGUCAAAAGCAAGUUCACCGAAAGAGACUGGUGAUCAUUCUCGACUUGUGAAUACUAGCACUAGUGUCAAUUUCCAAAACAGGAGUAAAGGAGAAGCUGCUGGGGAAAGUAGUCAUGCAGACACGCCCGAUGGAGGAAUUGGAGUUCACAAUCAUAAACAAGUAAGUUUUUGGCAAAGAUUAGUUGGGUUGUAUUGA
Messenger RNA from Magnolia sinica, 2996 nucleotides. RefSeq lists its product as uncharacterized. Bases 51 to 2996 code for a protein of 981 amino acids. Gene Ontology annotation, molecular function: helicase activity. The transcript has 9 exons. The record is from RefSeq and is a predicted model, not a curated record. NCBI's taxonomy places the organism in Eukaryota, Viridiplantae, Streptophyta, Magnoliopsida, Magnoliales, Magnoliaceae.